Phaedon cochleariae (mustard beetle) is the source of this 1243-nucleotide messenger RNA. The record is from the annotation of a GenBank genome assembly. NCBI's taxonomy places the organism in Eukaryota, Metazoa, Arthropoda, Insecta, Coleoptera, Chrysomelidae.
GAAACGGCAGAAACUUACCAUAACCUAUAAAGCGAACAAGAACAAGAACUAGAAACUAGAACAAAUCAGACAGAUUUUGAAAGGAGGGAAUCAGGAAAUCGAAGAAAAAUAGUUUAUAAAAAUGGAGACGAUGGAGGUAGAUCAGCUCUCAAAACCUUCAACAUCAAAAACUCAAGAGCAAUCUAAUAAAAAACACUGUAACCUGCCUUGGAUUGAAAAGUAUAGACCUCAGACAUUUCAAGAAAUUGUAGGAAAUGAAGAUACAAUAACCAGAUUGUCCAUAUUCUCCAAGCAAGGAAAUGUGCCAAAUGUUAUAAUAGCGGGACCUCCAGGUGUUGGUAAAACAACAACUAUUUUGUGCUUAGCUAAAAUUCUUCUUGGGUCUUCUUUCAAAGAUGCAGUCUUAGAACUGAAUGCUUCUAAUGACAGAGGCAUAGAUAUUGUUAGAAAUAAAGUGAAGAUGUUUGCUCAGCAAAAAGUCACCUUACCUCCUGGUAGGCACAAAAUCAUCAUUUUGGAUGAAGUGGACAGUAUGACAGAAGGGGCCCAGCAAGCUCUUAGAAGGACAAUGGAAAUUUACAGCAACACUACAAGAUUUGCUUUAGCUUGUAAUUAUAGUGAAAAAGUUAUUGAGGCUAUCCAGUCUAGAUGUGCCAUUCUGAGAUAUUCUAAGCUCACAGAUUCCCAAGUUCUGGCUAGAACUAUUCAAAUCUGUGAAAAAGAAAAUGUAAAAUACACUGAAGAUGGGUUGGAGGCUAUAGUUUUCACUGCUCAAGGUGAUAUGCGCCAAGCUCUAAAUAACUUACAAUCUACUCAUAAUGGUUUUGGAGAAGUAAAUUCCCAAAAUGUGUUUAAAGUGUGUGAUGAACCUCAUCCAAUGCUUAUCAAGGAUAUGUUAAAAAACUGUACAGAGGGAGACAUCAGAAAAGCUUAUAAAAUCAUAGAACACUUGUGGAAUCUAGGAUAUGCAGCUGAAGAUAUUAUAAAAAAUAUAUUUAAAGUUUGUAAAAACAUGGACAUGGAUGAACCAUUGAAACUUGCAUUUAUUAAAGAAAUUGGAUUAACACAUCAAAAGAUAGUAGAUGGUUUAUGUUCACUGUUACAAAUGUCUGGAUUACUAGCAAGACUGUGUAAAGCUGGAAGUAAAGAUCGAACUGCCUAACUUUCCUCAUGUUUUUUUAGUCAUUUUCAUCUUUUUUGUACUGUUUCUACUUAUCUUAAUAAUAUAGUAUUACUUUUUCAA